Molecule: messenger RNA, 1169 nt
Organism: Trichoderma asperellum CBS 433.97
Lineage: Eukaryota; Fungi; Ascomycota; Sordariomycetes; Hypocreales; Hypocreaceae
Source: RefSeq, a predicted model, not a curated record
AUUUAAAUGAAAGCAAUCUCCCGCUAUUCAACUUUUUUUUUCCCCAAUGUCCCCUAACUCUCCUCUAGAAUCCUCUCAACCAACAGCAUCUAGAGAUACUCAGCAAGAUGGAUUUUCAACACUUCGCACCGCAAAUCGAUAAGCUUCCUCAACGCUCACGGAAGGAUGUCGUCAAUGUAAUGUUUUGGAAUGCUAUCCGCGACAGCUUCACCCUUUCAACAUGGCUCGCAAUCGGAGCCGUUGUCCAGGGACUCUUGGUUGUUUUUGUCCGGCCAACGUUUGCGGUUGCACCGGCAGCACUCGUUUUACUGUAUAGGCUAUCGCGCACGAUGCUUCAAAGUUUCGGCGUUCUCCGCAACCCUCUAAUGGAUGAGAUUCUCAUGGGCAAGUUCUCUGUGCAGAUUGGAGAUGAGCAUGGUAACGCGCCUACCGACUCAGCACAACAGCAAGUGGCGGUCAUUAUGCUAGGCGCAAGGUCAAAUCACCCCUUGGGCAUAUUUGGGCCUGGGUUUAAACAGAUUGGAGACUAUUUUGGAGCAAUGAUUGAUAGGCUUAACGCGGAUGAGGAUAGCGGGUUUCUUGGAUCGUCAACUUACAUAUGCAAUGGCGAGCGACUCACGGCCAACGGCGUUAUGACAUGCUGCUACUUCCGAACCGUAGAGGAUAUCCAUCGGUUUGCUCAUGAGCCGCUCCACCGCGAAGCCUGGGAUUGGUGGAAUAACAUCACUGCCACUCACCCACAUUUAUGUAUCAUGCACGAACUGUACGAUGCGCCAAAGAAGGGUUGGGAGAACAUUUUCGUCAACUACCAUCGCACUGGCAUUGCAAAUAUAAAAGAGCCUGUGAUCAUCAAUGGAAGAGAAUAUCAGCCCAUCGCUAACGCAUCUCGAGGGCCUUUGGCUACACAAAAGGGACGAUUGGCACAGCCUAAACUAGGAGCCUAUACUGGAAAGCAAGACCUCGAAAAGCAAGACUUCGUCAAUGCUAAAUACUAAGUAUUCCGUCAUCAUUCUACACUAUAAUUGGAACUUGGUACGCUUCUACACUUAGGUUUUCAGUAUGAGCAAUAUCAAAAAGCCGCUUUUGCAGCUUUUCAUCAUCUUAUUCAUAAGAAGAGUCGUUAUAUAGCUAUUUACAUGCCCAUUAAGUACAUGAACAAUGAAAAUUUA